Molecule: messenger RNA, 564 nt
Organism: Suillus fuscotomentosus
Lineage: Eukaryota; Fungi; Basidiomycota; Agaricomycetes; Boletales; Suillaceae
Exons: 4
Coding region: 1-564 (187 amino acids)
Source: RefSeq, a predicted model, not a curated record
AUGAGAGUGGUGUGGGUAAGAGGCGUGAAGAAGAAAUUAUUGCUGCAGGUGAUGCACCUGCUGAUCUCGGGUGACACGAGGCUUUUGGGAGCAAAGACUGGGGUUGUUCGUCAUACUCAUGAGGGAGAGAUGGGCAACAACCAGACGAAGGCGAGUCUUGAGGUUAGCAUUAUCAAUAGAGCACUUAAUCGAAUGGGCAAUGAUCUCAGGGAUGAUGCCAUGCUUAUUUGGACGAUCAGGAUGGGUGCCAUGUAUAAGAAGGAUGCGAACGACGCUUGUGUGGCCGUUUGCAGCAGCAAGAUGAACUAUAGGAGUGGCAAAGUCGCACAAUAUUUGAAGGGAAAAACUUACCUUGACGCAUCAACACCUGUUGCAUUUGAUGAAAAGAUCAACUGCUGGAAGCUCACGUACUCAGCAGACCUAAGUGAGAUGAAGUCCAAGGUGGAGAAGAAACUUGCAGGAGGCCAGAUGACCUGGGUGAACUUCACAAAUGGAGCAGAAGCUCGGAGAACAUCAGAUGUGACACCAUCACCCGGAGUUACUCAGACUCCCACGUCUUACUAA